CCGCGAGCGAAGUUCCGAGAUGCUCUGACAAUGGUGGAAAAGGUUGGACACAGUAAGCGUAUGCAAGUCACAAGAAGAGCAUGGCUGGACGACACAAAGCCAAAUCGGCAAGGCCUGGAUCCAGACGUGCAAAUGUCGGGUGCAAAUGGAGAAGACAACACGGAUGCGAAUGGUCAGCGAGAGGAAAGCCCAAUGUUCGGGGAUAAUGUAGGAGUCGGGCCUCGGGAAGAUGAGCUGGAUGCGUUGAUGGCAGAGAGUGGAGGCAAUACGGAACCAGGUCGCGAUAACACACGGCCCGAUCGGACAGACGGUUUGCGAGACGAGCCUGACGACGAUGAGCUGGACGCUCUGCUCGCAGAGAAUGAUGCUGCUGCUGCUCCUCCCCAACCAGCAAAGACGCGAGGACCGUUUGCUGAGGAUUCCGACGACGAUGAUCUGGACGCACUCAUGGCGGAGCAAGAGAGCAAUACCAGAGACACAUCAAGUGUACAGGCGAUUAAGCCUCCUGCUGAAGAAGAUGACGAUUUCGCAGACGAUG
Zymoseptoria tritici IPO323 is the source of this 538-nucleotide messenger RNA. RefSeq lists its product as uncharacterized. The transcript has a single exon. NCBI's taxonomy places the organism in Eukaryota, Fungi, Ascomycota, Dothideomycetes, Mycosphaerellales, Mycosphaerellaceae. The annotation marks the transcript as partial. The record is from RefSeq and is a predicted model, not a curated record.